Molecule: messenger RNA, 5977 nt
Organism: Lytechinus variegatus (green sea urchin)
Lineage: Eukaryota; Metazoa; Echinodermata; Echinoidea; Temnopleuroida; Toxopneustidae
Product: membrane-associated guanylate kinase, WW and PDZ domain-containing protein 2-like
Biological process (GO): signal transduction
Cellular component (GO): cytoplasm
Molecular function (GO): protein binding
Source: RefSeq, a predicted model, not a curated record
AGACGCAGUCAAUUACGCAUGCGCAUGAUGGCAGUCAAAAUUGUACACACAAACGACAUAUUUUGAACCCGAGCUCAUGAAAAUCACUCUUUGAUGUACUGAUUGAGGGCAGAAUUCGAUUAAAAAUUAUACAGUUUUGAAAGAUUCCCCAGUACCGGAGGAAUUUAUCUUACACGUACAUGCGGAUACACACUGUCGACAUUCAACCAAAAUAAAAGGAACUCUGGACGUAUGAUGAUGUCAAGUAUUUUUUAAAUAGAUGGCCCUUGUAUCAUCGAUAACUGCCACGAUGAAGGAUAAGAAGAACCCUAAACCUCCAAAGCACUGGACCCAGAACAUCCAGGAAUGUACAUUACGACGGGCCCCCGACGGCGGAACACACUUUGCGCUGGGUGGAGGAGCGGAGUACGGACAGUUUCCUCACGUCCUUGAUAUUCGCACGGACAAGAUUUUGCUGGAGUCCGGCAAGCUUCAUAUUGAUGAUAUACUUUUAGAGCUGAAUGGCUAUAAACUAGCAGGAUACACUCUUUGGGAUUUAAAAUCACUGAUCAAUCAUGUUGGCUCUGAAGCACUUCGAUUCAAAACACUGAAGGCUGGUCAAAAUCUUCCUAAUGAUUUGCGUAGGUACCUGAGCAUGCGUAUGCCAAAGGGCUCACCGGACCACGAUCUCCAGCAGACGAUCAGGGAAAACCUUUAUGUUCGCACAGUGCCUUGUACUACCAGACCUCCAAGAGAAGGAGAGGUGAACGGUGUUGACUAUAAGUUCCUUUCUGUUGAUGAGUUCCUGGCCCUGGAGAAGAGUGGCCACCUACUGGAAAGUGGUCUUUUUGAAGGUAACCAUUACGGGACACCGAAGCCUCCCCGGGAUCCGCCCCCUGAUACCCCAGCCUCUACCCCAUCAGAACCUGAACCCCAGCCACAGCAGAACAACUCCUCUAGUAACACAACGGAUCAGGAAUCUACCAAGAGGCAUAUCAGACCAGGUUCAAAGCCAUCCGCCCCUGGUAAGCGUCAGCGAAACAAGUCAACGAUAGAAGCUACCACCCUCAACCCCAAGCCUGUGGAUUCACAGGAGGAGAAGAACCUUGAGACGGUCAGGAAACUUGAAGAGGACCUCGGACCUCUCCCGCCAGACUGGGAGAUUGCCUUCACAGAGACGGGAGACAUGUACUACAUAGAUCACAGAGAUGAAAGGACCCAAUGGCUAGAUCCCAGACUUGAGAAGAAGAAGAAACAUGCAGCCGCAGACCCAUCGAAAGAAGAGCUUCCAAACGGAUGGGAAAAGAUUGAUGAUCCGCAGUAUGGCACAUAUUACAUUGACCACAUCAAUCGCAAGACACAGUUUGACAGCCCCUUGAAGAACGGCGACAAGACCAACUCACCAAGGUCUGCUCCGAACAGUAGCUACAACAGUCUGACCAGGAACAGACAAGCAGAUAGUCCAAGAACUCCCCACAGGACCUCAAAUGAACCUGACGUGACCAAACAGAACAAAACCAAUGGAUCCAUAGGACCGGAUGAACUUGAGAAUGACAUGUACAAGUUUACCAACGACCCCAGCAAGUUGAUUGGACAGCGCUACACUACGUACCUCGUGAAAGGGAACCAAGGCUUCGGCUUCACCAUCAUAGGGGGAGACGAUCCCAAUGAAUUCCUUCAGAUCAGAAACAUACUCCCAACAGGGCCGGCUCACGAUGAUGGGGUCUUGCAGACAGGUGAUGUGUUGGUAGCUGUCAACAAGAAAUUGGUUCUUGGAUGCACCCACCAAGACGUCGUUACAAUCUUCCAAGGUAUCAAACCAAAUGAUAGGGUAGAACUGGAAGUGUGUAGAGGAUACCCUUUACCCUUUGACCCUGCCGAUCCUAAAGCUCAUAUAGUAACCUCAUAUGCCAUUGACCCCAACAAAGUAUCCAAUCAGAAUGGCCUUGGGAACAAAUCCAAAUCGCUCGGUAACAUCCGCAACCAGAACAUUCCACCCGACUACAUUCCGAACAACUUGGGACCAACUGGAGACGAUGCGGUAUCAAGGAGCAGCCACAACAGCAGGGAGUAUCCCUACACUCCGCCCACCCAGAGGCGGAGUCACGGACCCUCCGCCAGAAGAGACACCAACCUCAAUCGAAUGCCUCAUGUCAAGUCUCUUCCAGAUCUCUCUCACAAGCAGCAGCAGGGUGGAGAGGCGAACACCCAGAGAGCAAAGACGCCCACCCCGUCACUCAGCAGCCAUCCGGGAUACAUGCCAGGGUCACCCAUGAUCAGUGACAGGACCAGUUUAUCCAGCGAUGGAGGGCCGGCAGAGAAACAUGACAUAGUGUUUGUCAAGAGCAACCAAGGAUUUGGUUUCACCGUUGCUGACAGUCCUCAUGGACAAAAGGUAAAGCAGAUCCUGGCUCCUCAAAGAUGCAAGACUCUGAGAGAGGGUGAUCUCCUGGUAGCCAUCAACCGAGAGUCCAUCACAGACCUUCCGCAUAACCAAGUAGUUCAGAAACUCAAAGACUGCCCUCAGGGUCAGGAUACUGUCAUUACUGUGCAGAGGGGAGGUCUGCUGAAGCCAGUCCGGGGGCUCAACAAGCUCAACAAAAACAGUCCAAAAGUGACAUUGUCCCCAGAGGAGAAGAAAGUAGAUGAGGAGAGAUUCGGUGACUUGAAUGGCAGCAGGCAAGAUGAUGCAGAAGAAGACAGAGCAAGUGUAGAUUCAGAUCAAAAGAGAAAAACUGAUAUUCUUGUGGACGAAAUGAAGAAUAAACUGAAGAAAAAACCUCCCGCUGAUGUCCAUGAUAGACAUGAGAGAAAGCCUGUGAAUGGGGACAGUGACAGAUUACAUAACAAUUUAGAUGCGGACAGUGGGUCAGACCGACACAGUGAUCACGAUCGAUCACAUCAUGACCGGGAAGUAGAGAACUAUAACAGCAAUAAAGACAGGUACAGGGGGCGAGACUGGCACGAUCCCAAGCGAGGUCCGCAUCGGACAGCGGACCGCCCUCACAGCCGAGCGGAGCUUGACAGGCGGUCGGGUGAUAGGCUUCAUUCAGAGCACAUCCCCAGGCCGCAGAGCAGUCGACCUGAUCAAGGAGGGAGGUAUAUGAAUGGAGACUGGAGUGGGUCGUUGGAUCGCAGGAGACCUCCUGAACACAGGAGGGGUGUGGAGCCCUCACAUAUGGAGUAUGACAGGAGAGGGAGGCCAAGUGAAUCUGGGUAUAGCAGGGAUCCAAGUCGGGAUCCAAGCAGGGAGCCAUCAGAGACAGACUGGAGCCCUGAUAUGAGGAGACACGGACGGGAUAGACAUAGAAGACCUCCGGAUGAUAGGAGAAGACCUGAGAACGAAAGGAGGAGUUCAUCACGUCCCAGGCAUCCGUCAUCUGGAAGCGACCGAGACGACAAAACCAUUGAAUCUACUGUGUUCCUCAAGACGAGAGACGACGCUGGCUUUGGCUUCAGAAUCAUCGGUGGCCAUGAAGAAGGAUCUCAGGUGUCCAUAGGAGCCAUCACUCCUGGUGGAGUUGCGGCCCAAGAUGGCCGGUUACAGACGGGCGAUGAACUGCUCUAUGUGGACGGUCAGACAGUGGUCGGGUCAUCUCACAAGAGAGUGGUCACCUUGAUGAUCUCGGCUGGUCGAGCUGGAAGAGUUUCUCUGGGGAUAAGGAGGAGAGUGGGAGGUCUGAAUCAGCCGAGUGGAGUAGCUGGAUCCCGCCCUGCCUCCCGUCCCCUCAGUCCUGCUUCCCCGGCCAACAGGAGAUAUCCUUACGAGGUCAAGCUUCAUCGACGAGAGAAUGAGAGCUUUGGACUGGUGGUGCUAUCCUCUACUCUCAAGACUGGAUCCAAUAUUGGCCGUAUCAUUGAGGGCAGUCCGGCAGACAGGUGUCGUGACCUGGAGGUCGGCGAUCGUAUCGUCUCUAUCAAUGGAAUAGACAUCCGGAGUAUGCCUCACAAAGACAUCGUCAACAUGAUCAAAGAUACAGGCACCACUGUUACACUAACCAUCGGGUCUAGAGGUGGAGAGGAUCCUCUGAACAGAAAUCAACCUCCUAAGAACGUUGGUCAUAUGGUGAACGCUCUUGCCAUGCCUGCACAGAUCAAAGGUAGUGACGGGAGUAUGAGGGCUCCCCAACCGAUGACCAAUCAUAUUCAACCUUCUCAUCCGGCUGAUAACAAGCCAACAGAACCCAUCUACGCCAAGUCCUCCAAGUGGAAGCCAGAACCCGAAAGAAUACGCAACCAGCCCACCAGACCCCCGUCAGCCCCUCCCCAGAGCAUGACGUACCACGAUGGCCCGCCACGCCCAAGCUCCCCGCCCAUGGGCAAACCCAUGAGGGGAAUCCCCAGGCAACAGCAGCAGCAGCCGAUGCCACCCAACAACCAAGAUGCUGGAUGGGGUGGUCCACAGCAUCCCAAGUCUCCCCAUGCAGGGCGUAGGAGCUAUGAGCCUCAGCGAACCCAUCCAAUGUCUCCCCCGCAAGAGAGAAGGUACAGAGGCCCGCCGGCCAGUAAUCCCGUUUCGCCAAGGAUGGAUCGAAGAGGGUAUAGAGAACCAGGGAGACCAGCUCCACCGCAGGGAAAGCAACUCAUGUAUCCACCAAAGCGCAAUGAACUGCAGCCAGGUGACUAUUACAAUGUGGACCUGAAGAAAGGAUCUACCGGCUUUGGCUUCAGCAUCCGAGGUGGGAGGGAGUACGACAACACACCUCUCUUUGUACUCAGGAUGGCCGAUGACGGCCCUGCAGCGCAAAGCAUUCUCAUGAGGGUUGGUGAUGAGCUUAUAGAGAUCAACGGUCAAAGCACAGAAGGUAUGCUUCAUAGUGAGGCUAUAAAUGCUAUCCGUAAUGGUGGAGAUUCUAUUACUUUGGUGCUACGAAGAUCUUACAAGUCUGCUACCAUGGGCUAUCGUUAUGCUGAUCGCUACAGCACUUAUCACCCCAGGCACAUGACACAGACCCCACCCCCAAUGUUUAGGAAUGCAUCAAUGGCAGUCUCCAAUUCAUCACUACAGAGUGAUGAGAUGCAGCGUGAUGAUGGAAUGGGUCGAGGAGGAGGAGGGGCUGGAAGAGGAGGACGAGGAGGGGGUCGAGGACGAGGCAAAGACCACUUCGAUUACUCCUGGAAUUACCGUAGUUUGCCAAGAGGCUUGAAAUAUUAGAGUCCGUUUGUUUAUGUUCUUGGAUUUCUCCCCACAUUCUACAUGAUAUGACUUGGCUAUUCUGUUCUACUUAUUUAUUCAUUUAUUUACCAUUAGAUGGAAACUGAUUCUUUUUUUUUGUACUGUAGAGCAUGGAGGAUACCAUACCAAACAGUUUUUAGAUUUAUUUUUGUAUUCGAUGCUGAUGCUUUUUUUAACGAUAACUUGAUCCAUGUUGAUAACACUAUCUUACAUUCUUUCUAAAGCAUGCUGGAUUCAUGCUUUUUUCUUUUUUAAAAUAUCAUUAAUGUGUGGUUCAGGAUCACUUACAAUGUUAACUCAUCAGUCUUUAAUGUAUCCAUUAAUGUGUCCAUGUAUGCAUUAAAGUUAUCAAAGUAUUGCAAAUGUUCAUUCAUGAAAUUGGUAUCAAACUAUGUCAUUUUCACUGAAGCCUUAUAUGUUUUUAGAUUAAUUUUAAAACAGAAUCAUUCCUUGAUAUUAUCAAGACGGAAAAAAAUAGAUUAUAUCAACAUGAGCUUCAUUAUCAACUAUGAAAUGAGUAUGAAAUUAUUAUUUUUUAAUUAUAUAGAAGUACCUUUUUCAGUAGAACAUGAAGAUUAAUGAAAAAUUAUGUGCUCUGGUUCUUAAUUAGUUUGACAAUGUUAUGUGAUCUCUUUUGUUUUAUCUCAGAUUUUUUUUUUAUUCUAUUCGGUCUGAUCACUGUAGAUUCCAAACGUUACCAUGGAUAAUCAUUAUUCACACAUUUUGAUUAGGUUAGAAAUACCUCUUUUCAUUCCUGUUUUUUUUUUAUAUUAAAAAUUUUGAUUAAUUUUCAUGGGCUAUUUUACAUUGUGUGCUUUAGGU